Messenger RNA from Cryphonectria parasitica EP155, 1599 nucleotides. RefSeq lists its product as uncharacterized. The record is from RefSeq and is a predicted model, not a curated record. Lineage: Eukaryota; Fungi; Ascomycota; Sordariomycetes; Diaporthales; Cryphonectriaceae. Bases 1 to 1599 code for a protein of 532 amino acids. The transcript is spliced from 2 exons.
AUGGCCGCCAGCCCUCGUCACCCGCAGAAGAUCGAUACGCACCAGCAGGUGCCUCAGCUUCAGAGGCCGUCGGCUUCGGGCCCCAUUGGAGGUCCCUCCCCGGGCGCCCAGAACGGCGGUCAGCUCUCGACACCUACGGGCUCAGCAUCUGGUGUGAAUCCCAACGCGGCGCCCGGCCCGAUCCCUGCCACGACCCCUCUUGUCGUUAGGCAAGACGGCAAUGGCGUGCAGUGGAUUGCGUUCGAAUACUCGCGGGAUCGGGUCAAGAUGGAGUACACCAUCCGGUGCGACGUGGAGUCUGUUGAUACCGAUCAGCUCAAGACCGAGUUCAAGACAGAGAACUGCGUGUAUCCUCGCGCCUGCUGUCCCAAAGAUCAAUAUCGCGGCAAUCGGCUGCAGUACGAGACGGAGUGCAAUACUGUGGGAUGGGCUCUGGCACAGCUGAAUCCUCCUCUGCGCGGCAAGCGCGGUCUGAUCCAGCGAGCAGUCGACAGCUGGCGGAACAGCAACCAGGACCCACGGCUGCGCAGCAGAAGGGUUCGGCGUAUGGCUAAGAUGACUCACCGCAAGAGCCAGCCUGCCACUCCUGCCCACAUGGGCGGUCCAGGCGGCCCUCAGGGCAUGCCCACAGGUCCCAUGGGCGCCGCGCCUAUGGGUAAGCCCGGCAUGAACAUGGGCGGUCACAUGGGCCACGGCAAUCCUGAUGGCCACCACGGCGAAGAAGUCGGUGACGGUGACUAUAUGGAUGAGCAACAUCACCACCAUCACCAGGCACCUGCUGGCCAGGCCGGUGGCGGCCCCGAGGAUACCCGCCACGCUCAGGUCUUCAACAGCGGCUACGGCAGCUACGGCAGCAACGCCCCGGCCAGCAGCUCGUCCAUGCCGUCGCUGCAGGACACGCUUAGCAAUGGUCACCAGGCCGUCGCCGCCACCCGCCGUGGAGGAUCACGACAGCCCAACGGCGACGAGCCCGAAGACCUCUUCCCAGAUAUCCCCGAGGCCAAGAAGCGAAAAUUCAUCCUCGUCGAGGACAGUGACCGACAGAGCCGCCUCAGGGUCCGCGUCACCCUCGAUGGGGUAGACACCCGCGAGAUUCCUGACUCCUUCCGCAAGAGCUCGUCCGUCUACCCUCGGAGCUACUUCCCUCGGGAGAUGCAGAGCCCCCCGCCCAGCGCUACAGGCUCGAGGUUCUUCGAGGGAGAUCUCAGUGAUGUGGAGGAUGAUGGCAGCGCCGAGACAGAUGGCCGACGUGCUGGCAGGGGCGUCAGCGGCAGAGGAAAGACCAUGGUCAAGGUGCCCUGCAGUGAUGGUUCCGACAUUGAGCUGGCCAUCCCCAAGAUGCGUAAAGCCAUUCGGGGCAAGGAAGUCCGCCUCAAUGACCUGGGAUACCGCAUGGCAUGGCUGCAGAGCCGCGUCUUUGCCGGCCGCCCCGUUUUCCUCCAGCGCGCCCUGGACUGCUACCGCAACAAGACCAAGCAGGCCAUCGAGUCCAUCAUGCAAGAUGUCAAGACUGCCGCUCCACACUACGAGACACGUGUUGGCAAGCGCAGGUGGACAGAGAAGAGUCGCCGCGCCGACAAGAAGGACGAUGAGUCCUAG